Clonostachys solani is the source of this 807-nucleotide messenger RNA. Lineage: Eukaryota; Fungi; Ascomycota; Sordariomycetes; Hypocreales; Bionectriaceae. The record is from the annotation of a GenBank genome assembly.
AUGGCGGCGGCGGCGGUAGCUGAAGCGGCCUCUGAGCCAUCGCAGCACCAGUUUCCCCUGCCCGCCGUGCUCGAGUACCCCGCCUCAACCCCACCAUAUCUCAUCACGCAGGGUGCAGAGGGCCGCCUGUACAAGAGCACAUACCUCCAGCCAGACAUUCCGUGCGCCCUCAAGUACCGCCCCCCCAAGCCGUGGCGCCAUCCCGUCCUGGACCAGCGGCUGACCAAGCACCGGAUCUUGUCUGAGGCCAAGGUCCUCGCCAAGUGUCGCAGGGAUGGACUGCGAGUGCCCGCCAUGUACGCCAUGGACGAGGCAGCCGGCUGGAUGAUGCUUGAAUGGGUCCACGGUGCGCCCGUCAGAGUGAGGGUGAAUGAGAGUCUGGGCGACAGGAAGGAGGGCAUCGACAAGGAUGAGGGCUUGAAGGAGCUCAUGAGAAGGAUUGGUUUGGCUGUGGGGAAGAUGCACAAGAUUGGCAUCGUCCACGGGGAUCUGACCACCAGCAACAUGAUGCUGAGCCCGUCUGCAGAGAGUGUAAUCGAUGGACAACUAGACGGAACACCGGGCUCAUUGGAAGGCGAAAUCGUCAUAAUUGACCUCGGCCUGGCCAGCUACAGCACCACGGACGAGGAUCGGGCCGUUGAUCUCUACGUGUUGGAGCGGGCGUUUACCAGCACUCACCCCCGGGCUGAAUGCAUCUUCGAUGAGCUACUCCAAGGAUACAAAGAAGCCUACAAGCAGUCUAAUCUUGCUCUCAAGAGGCUCGAGGACGUUAGAAUGAGAGGCAGGAAGCGCAGCAUGCUGGGGUGA